This is a messenger RNA of Magallana angulata, 1336 nucleotides long. RefSeq names its product vacuolar protein sorting-associated protein 4B-like. Lineage: Eukaryota; Metazoa; Mollusca; Bivalvia; Ostreida; Ostreidae. The record is from RefSeq and is a predicted model, not a curated record. Bases 186 to 1103 code for a protein of 305 amino acids. Gene Ontology annotation, molecular function: ATP binding; ATP hydrolysis activity. Gene Ontology annotation, biological process: vacuole organization; endosomal transport. The transcript is spliced from 10 exons.
GGGUCAUGGUGUUCUUGCCAGUGAUGAUGAUAGCCAUGCACGAGCAAUUAUACAUGUACAUCACUGUCCGUGACCGCUAGCGGAUGCCUGUUUGUAACCAUGUUCAAUGUAGAUGUGUAAGAUGCCCGGAAUGGCCACGUAGUAUACGUACGUACUAAGUGAGAUAUCAUAAAGAAAAUCUGAAAAUGGACAUGCAAGAAUUCCUGAUGUCCAAAGAAUCAAAUGUUACCCUUGACGAUGUCAACGUACCCAAAAACACCCUCGAUGAAAUUAGGAAACAUUUGAUCAUUUCUCCCUUUACUUCCGAGUCUAUUCAAAGUGUCGGACAUGUUCUUCUCUUCGGGGCACCUGGGACGGGGAAAACCUUUCUGUCGUCUGCUAUAGCGGGGGAGCUGAAGUCUGCGACGUGCUUCAGUCUGUCUUACUACGAAAUAAAAAACGAAAGUAUCGUCCGGGAACUGUUUUCUCAGGCAGAACAAAGGAAGCCCACUCUGGUAUUUCUUGAUGACAUCGAAGUUUUCAGUUAUAGCAAAGAUGAUGUCGAGAAUAGGAUAACAUCGGAAUUCUUGCGUCAGUUGGAAAGGUUAAAGGUCACCAAUGGCAGUGGCGUGUUGGUAGUUGGGAUGACAAAUAAGCCAUGGAAACUAGAUCCUUCUAUACUGCAAUGGUUUCAGCAUCGAAUUGAAAUUCCAUUGCCAGACGAGGACAACAGGUGUGAAAUAUUCAAAACUGAGCUAGAUCAUGCAAAGGUAUCCCUGUCUGAGGAACAACUUCUUGAAUUGGGAAGAAGAACAUCAGGAUUUACCGGAUCUGAUAUUGUAAUAGUUGUGCGGGAUGCUUUAAUGGAACCCAUUAGAACUGUACAAAAGGCAACGCACUAUAUGAAAGUCCAAGAGAAUACCAAGUGGGCGCCGUGUCUCCCUGACGCCCCCGGUGCCGUAGAAAUGACGUGGACAGACGUCCGGGCGGACGAACUACUGGAGCCGACUGCUACCUUUGCGGAUUUAAGGAAGAGCUUGUCCAACUGUAGACCUUCUGUAGAUGAUGAUUACCUCAAACGUUAUGCCCAAUUCCUACAAGAAGCUUCAACCGCCAGUGUUUGAUUACACGUGUACAUCUAUUACAUGUAGGAAUCAGCUAUAUAAUCGUGUAGUAGUGUUUGUAAUAUGGGAGAAAGAUAAAUUGUGAGCUAAUGCAUCACUUAUUGUCAAACAUAUCAUGGGAGCUGAAUUGCUGAAUUUAUAUUGAAUGUGCUAAAGAAACGAUCAAGUAUUUCCAUAGUUAUACAUUCAUACAUGUAUACACCAACCUAGUUUUUCAGAAAAAUAAACUUGUA